CAGCCACCUUAAACUCGCUACCGACUGCGCGCCCCCGCGACUGCUGCGAAAGGAGCUGUGAGCAGUGAGAUCAUGCGAGAGACCAUGCUUGGAGAAAGUAGGUUAGCAGGGUAGACUGAGAGGAAAGCGGGCGGAGAGGGGGUCCGAACACCGCUCGUCCACCGUGGGACUAUUCUGUCAAAAAGAAAAGAAAAGUUGAGCCACAUUUAUUCGACACUGCGCCGAGACGGUGACGAUGCAACCCAAAACCACCUUCUUCGCUCAGUUGUUUCGCUCAGAAUUGACGGAGCGAUAAAGGAGAGGAGUUUCGGAGAGUUUCUCCCCUCGUUUUUGGCCGAGAGCUUUCUACAGCCAGGACGAAGUUAAUAUUUACAGAGCCAGUUUACUCUGGCUCCAGCGCUUUAUUCCCUCCUAUCCUGUCACCUACGGAAACCACAUGUAGUCGAGUUUUCAUCGUCCUGUCUAGAAAAGGAAAACAUCGAAAUGAGAGCUCAGAUUGAGGUCAUCCCUUGUAAAAUCUGUGGGGACAAGUCCUCAGGAAUCCACUAUGGAGUCAUUACCUGCGAAGGCUGCAAGGGUUUCUUCCGUCGCAGCCAGCAGAACAAUGCUAUGUACUCUUGUUCCCGCCAGAGGAACUGCCUGAUCGACCGAACUAACCGUAACCGCUGCCAGCACUGCCGCCUGCAGAAGUGUUUGGCUUUGGGCAUGAGCAGAGACGCUGUGAAGUUUGGCCGUAUGUCCAAAAAGCAGCGAGACAGCCUCUACGCUGAGGUCCAAAAGCACCAGAAGUCUCAGGAGUGUGUGGGCUCUGGAGGCGGGAGCUCUACUGCUCUGUCCUUACCCAGUGAUGACGGCAUCUAUAGCGGUGGCGGGGAGGAUGGUGAAGAAGGUCUGAGCCGGUCCUACAGCAGCAGGGGCUCCAGCUCCACCCUCAGCGACCUGGAUGACAUCGCAGCACUGCCUGACCUGUUCGACCUGCCGCUGACCCCCAAGGAGGCCAGCGAGUACUGCAGCCUGGAGCUGAUCGGUGGAGGUGGAGGGGCCAGCACCGGGAACACCUCCAACUUGUCGUCCUCUUCUUCAUUUUCCUCGUCCUUAUCCAAUCAGAACUCCCCGCAGCAGACUAUACUGGAUGGGGCAGAGAGCAAUGGGAUCCAGCUCCCGCACACACAUUCACUGUUGGGACACACACACGUCCUGCUGGACCAUCUGCCUGAUGACUGCUCAAUAACAGACCUCGAGCACCUCACUCAGAGUGUUGUGAAGUCUCACUUGGAGACGUGUCAGUACAGUGCUGAAGACAUGAAGAGAUUCACCUGGGUACAAUACACACCUGAGGAGACACGUGCUUUCCAGAAUAAGUCGGCUGAGUGGAUGUGGCAGCAGUGUGCACACCACAUCACCAAUGUCAUCCAGUAUGUGGUGGAGUUUGCCAAACGCAUUGCUGGCUUCAUGGACCUAUGCCAGAAUGAUCAGAUUAUAUUGCUGAAAGCAGGUUGCCUGGAGGUUUUGCUCAUACGCAUGUGCCGAGCAUUCAACGUCAACAACAACACCAUUUUCUUCAAUGGAAAGUUUGCCUCGGCUCAGGUCUUCAAAGCACUUGGUUGCGAUGACCUGGUCAGUGCAGUGUUUGACCUUGGAAAAGGACUCUGCCGUCUACAGCUGUCCGAUGAGGAGAUGGCUCUGUUUAGUGCUGCUGUCCUUCUAUCCCCCAAUCGGCCCUGGCUAAAAGAAGGCCAAAAGGUUCAGAAACUCCAAGAGAAGGUCUACCUGGCAUUGCAGCACAGCCUACAAAAGAGCGGUGCUUGUGAUGAGAAGCUAGACAAGAUGGUGUCCAAGCUGCCAGUAAUGAAGUCUAUCUGUAACCUCCACGUUGAUAAACUGGAGUUUUUCCGUUUGGUCCACCCUGAGACCGCCUACAGUUUCCCACCACUGUAUCGGGAAGUGUUUUGCAGUGAGAUGUCUCUACCAGACUCUACCGACAGCUAGACAGACAGACAGACAAGAACAAGAAAGAUGGAGAGUGUAUUAAGAGGUAGGGAAGCAGAAGGAGAGGCAGAGAAGGACAGAGAUGUUGAAGCUCAACAACCAGCAGUUAAAAGACAAUCCUUUAAAUACUCCUUCUCCCAUGAUCUCAAAGUAGUCCUCCAUUUUCCCAGCAGGCAAAGCACCUUACACUACAGACCACACAUGCUCAUGGUCCUCUGCAUAUUGUAGCAUUAAUGACAAAGCGGAUGAGCAUGGAAAUGAUAACACAGCAGCCCACUUAGCAUGUAACAAGCUGUAACACUUGUUUAACAUCAGAUCUGCUGUUAUGAACCAGUGAUGAAUGUACUUCAUGGAUAUGCACCAGUGCACAAGCCAGAACCCAACAACAGUGAA
Molecule: messenger RNA, 2382 nt
Organism: Monopterus albus (swamp eel)
Lineage: Eukaryota; Metazoa; Chordata; Actinopteri; Synbranchiformes; Synbranchidae
Product: nuclear receptor ROR-beta-like
Exons: 10
Coding region: 484-1989 (501 amino acids)
Biological process (GO): regulation of transcription by RNA polymerase II
Cellular component (GO): nucleus
Molecular function (GO): RNA polymerase II cis-regulatory region sequence-specific DNA binding; zinc ion binding; nuclear receptor activity
Source: RefSeq, a predicted model, not a curated record